Messenger RNA from Diprion similis, 2576 nucleotides. It is a transcript of the gene Tg, whose product is annotated as annulin. The coding region runs from base 235 to 2526 and encodes 763 amino acids. The record is from RefSeq and is a predicted model, not a curated record. Gene Ontology annotation, molecular function: protein-glutamine gamma-glutamyltransferase activity. NCBI's taxonomy places the organism in Eukaryota, Metazoa, Arthropoda, Insecta, Hymenoptera, Diprionidae. The transcript has 10 exons. Gene Ontology annotation, biological process: peptide cross-linking.
CGUAUCUACUUUGUUACCGUCGUUUACCGCGCUAGACCCACGUAUCGUCAGUCUCGAAUGAGGUUUGAAGGUGAUCGCGUGUGAGCUCCUGCACAAGUGGUUGUGCAUAUUUGCAGUGACAGAAAACUAUGGUUACUCUUUCAUGCGUUGAAAAUUUAUGGUUCAAGUUUUUAUAGAUAAUUUUUACUGGGAUAUUCAAGUCACUUUAAACACUUGAUUACCACUCGAGCUAAAAUGGGUAAUUGUUUUUCGGUAUGUUCGAAAUUUCGUGCUGUGUUUCACCUGGACCGGGAGAACCUGCAAUUAAAUCCCUUAUGCGACAGACCGGAAUGUAUGCCAAAGCCACCUUCGCAGGCGCAAUUCAUAUCGGGGGAAGAUUCUGAAGUUGCUAUACUGACGGUUGUUAACGUUGACCAAUGUAUAUUGGAAAAUGUGGAGGCCCAUCGAACGUCAAGGUUUGAAUUAUCAAGACGUACGGAUGAUACUGCCAGAUUAAUCAUUCGCAGAGGAGAACCAUUUUACAUUAAGCUCAUUCUGUCACGCGCAUUUAAUGCAAAUACUGAUGCAAUUUCAUUGGUAUUCACUUUGGAUGGCGUUGAAAAACCACAAUACGGACAUGGAACCCUGGUUGCAGCACCAGUUCUCAAAACUGAUAGUGACAGUGAAGGUCCAUGGCAUGCAGUUGAAGAUUCUUUCGACGGUAACACGUUGAAGUUAAAAAUCACUCCGGCAGCCGACGCAAAAAUUGGUAAAUGGAAGAUGGAUGUUGAUACAAAGUGGGAAGACCAGAGCGCAGUUAGUUUCACAGUGAACGAUCCGUUCUACGUGAUUUUUAAUCCAUGGUGCGAAUAUGAUACAGUAUUCCUGGGAGAUGAGAAUGCGCGUCAGGAAUACGUGAUGGCGGAUGCUGGGUUGAUAUGGCGUGGGAGCUACAAUCGACAGAGGCCUACUGUGUGGAAAUAUUCACAAUUUGAGAAGAACGUCUUAGAGUGCGCCCUUCAUCUCGUAGUUGAGACUGGAAAAGUCCGAAUAUCGGGACGACACGACCCAGUGAUCAUCUCGCGAAGACUAUCUUCUGCGAUCAACUCACCAGAUGAUAAUGGAGCAGUGAUGGGUAACUGGUCAGACGAUUUUGGUGGUGGAACAGCCCCAACAAAAUGGAUGGGAUCGCAACAGAUUCUUCAGGAAUAUUACAAGACUAAAAAGCCUGUCAAGUAUGGUCAGUGUUGGGUAUUUUCCGGGGUGCUAACAACGGUGUGUCGUGCCCUAGGAAUCCCUUGUCGUCCAGUGACCAAUUACUCGAGUGCUCACGACACUCAAGGCAGUCUUACUGUUGAUUGUUUUAUUGACGCUGAGGGGAAGGUAAUGGAGGAAAUGAACAGUGACUCCAUAUGGAACUACCAUGUAUGGAACGAAGUAUGGAUGUCUAGGCCUGAUUUGACCUCAGAGUGUGGGGGCUGGCAAGCUAUCGACGCAACACCCCAAGAACUGAGCGAAGAUGCUUAUCGAUGCGGUCCAGCAUCCGUUGCAGCCGUCAAAAAGGGUGAAGUGAUGCGACCUUACGACAGCGGUUUUCUUUUUGCUGAGGUGAAUGCCGACAAAGUCUUUUGGCGCUACAAUGGGCCCGUGCAGCCUUUGAAGCUCAUAAGAACAGAUAUGUAUGGAAUCGGAAGAUCUGUCUGUACAAAGGCAGUUGGGAAAUGGGAACGAGAGGAUAUCACACAUAUGUACAAAUAUCCGGAAAAAUCUGGCGAGGAGAGAACAGUCAUGUUAAACGCUUUGCGUCACAGCGCGUCAGCAUUUAGUCGUUAUUACCUCAACGAAAAUUUCAACGACAUAAAAUUCGAUUUUGAGCUCCGAGAUGAUAUUAUCAUUGGGAAACCAUUCACUGUCUCGUUGAUAGCCAAAAAUAACAGCAGUAAUCAAGAAUAUCAUGUGUCAGUCAUCAUUCGCAUUGAGGCGGUCCUUUAUACUGGACGCAUUGGAGAUGCCAUCAAACGUUCCGAAUCCAAACACCUGAUAAAACCUGGCACUGUGGAGAAAACCAAUUUGAGCGUAUCCUGGAAAGAGUAUGGGCCACGAUUGCUGGAUCAAUGUGCCUUCAGCAUUGCCUGUCUUGCCAGUGUUCAGGAAAACAACUUUGAAUACUUCGCUCAAGACGAUUUUCGAGUGAGAAAGCCAGACAUUAAAAUUCAGGUUACGGAAGAGCCGAUCGUCGGCGAGGAACUGCAUGCCAUAGCUGCAUUCGAAAAUCCUUUGCCAAUUCCACUGAACAAAGGAAGGUUUUAUAUCGAAGGACCUGGAUUGGAGAAGCAGUUGAAGCUGAAAUUAAAAGAUAAGGUCGAAGUUGGCGGAGAGGCAAGUUGCACGUUUUCGAUGAUUCCGAGAAUAGAAGGGCGUUCCACUAUUGCCGCCAAAUUUCAUUCAGAUGAGUUGGAAGAUGUCGACGGCUUGCUUAAUUUCAUGGUGAAUCCUGCGAAACCCUCUGCCAACGAUGGACAGCAAAAUGAUGUCACGAUGAACUGAUUUCUAGAUUAAGCAGGGAGUCUGAUUUACGAUGUUGAAAGUGAAUCGAU